AUGGAAUUUCCAACGGAGUUUUCUGAAGAAACAAAAAAACAAGUUGCUUUAUGUGGUGACAUGAUUCGAAAUAAACAUAGGGAUGAUGACGAAGAAAUUUUUUGCAACGACCCAUUAUUAAUAAUUGAAUACAAUCAACCGGGUCUCGUCAGUCGAAAUAUCACAGAAGCUAAUGUUGCCAACGUAAUUAGAAGAACUCAAAACUAUAUUCCUAUCGCAUUUCCAAAGCAACACUUGCAACAAUCAAAUUCUGUAAUCGCAUUUAACAGUAUGCAGACAAUAGAUGAAGCUAUCAGAGAUUUAUAUAAUAUUUAUCAUAACACUGUGAUAGGACGGCUAAAUCCUAUUGUUGGACGAGUAUAUGUGGUGGAAUUUCGCAGGGCAAAUACUUUUGAAGUUUCUGAAAGAUUUCAUGUUUUUGAUUAA
Messenger RNA from Ambispora gerdemannii, 426 nucleotides. NCBI's taxonomy places the organism in Eukaryota, Fungi, Glomeromycota, Glomeromycetes, Archaeosporales, Ambisporaceae. The record is from the annotation of a GenBank genome assembly.